This is a messenger RNA of Macrosiphum euphorbiae (potato aphid), 819 nucleotides long. NCBI's taxonomy places the organism in Eukaryota, Metazoa, Arthropoda, Insecta, Hemiptera, Aphididae. The record is from the annotation of a GenBank genome assembly.
AUGGACGGUGAAAGCACCAAUGAUGUUAUCAUGAUAGGGGAAGAUGCGCCAACUGAAUUUUCGGUGAUCCCAUUAUUGAUGGAGUUUGAAGAACCUGAAACUGUGAAUCCUGUAACCGUGAAGAACGAACCGGUCGAAAUAGAACCGGAACAGCGGCGGGAGCCGAUCGCGGAAUUGGCAGUGCCACAAGCGGUGAGUACGGCUGCCACCACUGCAGUUAUUGCCACUCGGCUGGGUUCGGGAGAGGAAGAUAAUCCAACCACUGCUGCCACCACAUUUACAGCCAUUCGACUGGGUUCGGGAGCGGAUGAAAAUCCGACCACGUCGGCGGGUGACGUCAAAGACGAGAACAUGGACAGGCCCUCGCGUCGCAAUCGAAGCCGUGGCCGACGCAGCCGACGUGGCCGAAGCCGUCGCAGCCGCAGCCGACGUGGCCGAAGCCGUCGCAGCCGCAGCCGCAGCCGCAGUCUUCGUAGCCGGAGCAGAAGCGUCGACGACGACGGCGACUUCUAUGUGCAAAUCGCCGACGAUGAGAUUCUCGCCUAUCUGGAGGCCGGAAACAAACGCGGUGGCCAGGAAACGGCCCGUGGCGGUAGAAGGGCUAAGAGGGUAGAAAUCACAGGUCGCCGUGGUAGAAAGGCUACCUAUGAGAGUCGCGUCAGUGGGAAAGCUAUCGGUCGCACUCGCGGUGGCCGGAAGUCAGCCAGGGGCAGUCACAGAGGCCGGAAGACUACCGAAUGUGGGACUGCGCGGACAAUAUGGAGCGAACGCUUACGUCCCAUCAGCCAUCUUCGGAACAAGAAAUCGAAGGCAAACUAA